AGCAGGGUAGGAGCCUCUCCAGUCCAAACUGGAUCUCAGAUGUCAGUUUCCGAAUCUCGGCCCAGCACACCUGAGAUUAGAGGCCUGUGUUUCCCCUAAUACGAGGGGACAGAUGGAGCCCCUAUUCUCCAGGUUGCCGGGGCUCUAGGAAGGGUCUUUGCUCUCGUGUCUUUUUUUAUUAGCCAAGGGUAGCAGGGACUGAAGGCAGGGAGGGGAGAGAUAGGCGGGAUUCCUGAGGAUGCUUAUAGCAGACCCCUAAAGCUGGCGAACAAGCUCUCCGAAGGUAAAAAAGUAUUCUCCCGUAUACCUCUCCAAAUUUUCCUGCAGAAGCCAGUGCCCCACGGAGCUCGAGAGGCCGCGGGGGGCGUGGGAGAGGGAACAGGAGGGCGGGUGUCACAUCCUCCGCAUCCUCCUUCUGGUCGGGUCCGGGUGGGACAGCUGCCUGCCUGCCUGCCUGCCUGCCAGUCUGCGUAGCCAGCGCUGUCCCCUCCCCGCCCUUGCCCUGUUAGGUUACCUCGCCCGGCCGCGGGCGGAGGGCUACGAGGCGAUCACGUUACGCUGUUUCCGGUUUUCCAACGGGCUGUGUUUCCCCUCCCGAGGCGGCGGCGGAGCGGCGGAGCCCCCCAAAUGGCCUGGCCAGAUGCGGCAGGUUUGCUGCUCAGUGCCGCCACCGCCACUGGAGGAGGCUUCGUGCAGCAGCUACAGCAGCAACAGCGGCAGCAGCAGCAGCGGCAGCAGCAGCAGCAGCAACGACAGCAACGGCAGCGGCAGCAGCGGCAGCGGCAGCAGCGACAGCAGCAGCAGCAGCAGCAGCCACAGCAGCAGCAUCACCCGUCCCGCUGCGCCCCCAGAGCCGCGGCCGCAGCCACAGCCGCAGCCCAGCAGCCGGGACAGCGCUGCCGCCGCCGCCGCCGCAGCCCGCUGGGGAGCCGCAGCCGCCGGCGGCAUGAGGCGCGACCCGGCACCCGGCUUCUCCAUGCUGCUCUUCGGGGUGUCGCUAGCCUGCUAUUCGCCCAGCCUCAGAUCGGUGCAGGACCAGGCGUUCAAGGCGCCCGUGGUAGUGGAGGGCAAGGUGCAGGGGUUCGUUCAGCCAGGGGGCUCGAAUAGCACCCGAGAGCCCCCAGUCUCAGGCUGGGCGGCGCUGGUGAAGGUGUUGGACAAGUGGCCGCUCCGGAACGGGGGGCUGCAGCGGGACCAGGUGAUCACCGUGGGUUCCUGCGCGCCCGUGGAGAGGAACCAGCGCUACAUCUUUUUCUUGGAGGCCACUGAAGAGCCCAAGGUUUACAAGACGGCCUUCCCUCCCCUGGACACCAACGGCAAGAACCUCAAAAAAGAGGUGGGCAGGAUCCUGUGCAUCGAUUGCGCUGUCCCACCCAAGUUGAAGAAAAUGAAGAGCCAGACGGCCCAGGUGGGGGAAAAGCAGUCCCUGAAGUGUGAGGCAGCUGCCGGCUAUCCUCAGCCCACCUACCGUUGGUACAAGGAUGGAAAGGAGCUCAACAGGAGCAAGGAUAUCCGAAUUAAGUAUGGGAAUGGCAAAAGAAACUCCAGGCUGCAGUUCAAUAAGGUGAAGUUGGAAGACGCUGGGGAGUAUGUCUGUGAGGCAGAGAACAUUCUCGGGAAGGACACAGCCAAAGGCAGACUGAAUGUGAACAGCGUGGCCACCACCCUCUCGUCAUGGUCUGGGCAUGCUCGGAAAUGCAAUGAAACCGCCAAGUCAUAUUGUGUCAAUGGUGGGGUCUGCUACUACAUUGAAGGCAUCAAUCAGCUGUCCUGCAAGUGUCCUGUGGGAUACACCGGGGCCAGGUGUCAGCAGUUCGCAAUGGUCAACUUCUCCAAGCACCUUGGAUUUGAAUUAAAGGAAGCUGAGGAGCUCUACCAGAAGAGGGUCCUGACUAUCACAGGAAUCUGCGUGGCUCUGCUUGUUGUUGGAAUUGUCUGCGUGGUGGCCUAUUGCAAAACCAAAAAACAGAGGAAACAGAUGCACAAUCAUCUUCGGCAGAACAUGUGUCCAGCCCAUCAGAAUCGGAGCUUGGCCAAUGGACCCAGCCACCCUCGACUAGAUCCUGAGGAGCUUCAGAUGGCAGAUUAUAUCUCCAAAAAUGUCCCUGCCACUGACCAUGUCAUCCGGAGGGAAACUGAGACCACAUUCUCUGGGAGCCAUUCCUGUUCACCGUCCCAUCACUGCUCCACAGCCACGCCCACCUCCAGCCACAGACAUGAAAGCCACACAUGGAGCUUGGAGCAGACAGAGAGCCUGACUUCGGAUUCCCAGUCAGGUAUCAUGAUGUCAUCUGUGGGCACCAGCAAGUGCAACAGCCCAGCCUGCAUCGAGGCUCGAGCCCGGCGGGAGGCAGCCUGCAACAUCGAGGAUGAAAGACGGCCAGCCAUGCCAUACCAUGACUCGGUAGACUCCCUGAGGGACUCACCACAUAGCGAGAGGUAUGUGUCAGCCCUCACCACGCCUGCCCGCCUCUCGCCCGUGGACUUCCACUAUUCCCUGGCCACGCAGGUGCCUACCUUCGAGAUCACCUCACCAAACUCAGCCCACGCGGUCUCACUCCCCCCAGCCGCGCCCAUCAGCUUCCGGCUGGCAGAGCAGCAACCCCUCCUCCGGCACUCGCCGGCCACCGCAGCGGCCGCCAGCGCGGCCCCGGCGUCUGACAUGCAGCGCAGCUACGACAGCUACUACCCUCCCCGCCGGGGCUGCUCCCACGACAGCAUGGGAAGCCUGCCUGCCAGCCCUUUCCGAAUCACUGAGGACGAUGAGUAUGAGACCACCCAGGAGUGUGCGCCCACGCUCGAACCGCCCAAGAGAACAGCCACAGGUCACCGGCGGUGGAGGAAAUCCAGACUGAAUGGGCACAUGGCCCAGCGGGCGCGGGCCGUCCGGGACUCCUUCUCACUCAGCAGUGCCUCCUACAGUGAAUCGGAUGAGGAGCUGGUGGCCGAGUGCACCCCUUUCCUCAGCAUCCACACCUCGGACAUGUUGGGCACGGACUCGCCACCGCUGUACCAGCCAGUGGACAGCAGGACUUAUUACUCCUUAGACAGACACAGCACCCAAGAGAGCAGACACAGCCGCAUCACACACCCGCGGGGAAAACAAGACUCCGCGCCUCUCUAGGACCCGCUCUUGCUCCCCGUCCCCACCUCGGCUUCCCUCCCCCACCCCUCUCAUUUCCCUCCUUCUGCUCCCUGUAUCUUUGAGGAGGACAAAAACCACACACUUGGAAAGAAAAAAAAAAGAAAUAAAAAUAUUUUUAUUUUAUAUAAAAGGAAAAAUGUAUAACAAAAUGUUUUAUUUUCAUUUUAGCAAAAGUUGUCUUAUAAUAGCUAAUAGCAAAGACUUUUUUAUAGGAAACUCUAUUUAUAUGUAACAUCUUGAUUUACAGCUUCGGAAAAAAAAAGAAACAAAAAAAAAGGAGAGAUGGGCCAAUUUUUUGACUAUUUAAUAGAAACCUAUAUGUGGUGCCUUUUUGCUGUACGCUAAUAUGGAGCUCCUGGAGAGAAGGCUGUGGCCACCUCCGCUGUACAACAGGUUAGUGAUCGGCUCUGGCCAACCCCACCCCACCACCCUGCCUCCCCCUUCCUUCCCCUGCCCACCCCACUCCCAGACCGGAAAUAGAGGAACAGGAACCAGUCACGAUCUAAAGAGCCAGAGAAGGGAUUCCCAGGUCAUCUUACAUUCUUCCUUCUCUGGAACCUAAUUUUGGCAUGUGGAGAGGAGAAACUUGGGGGGUGGGGGUGGGGGAAUAGGAAAGCAAUCAAUCCACCCCCACCAACCCCAGAUAAUGGGUGGGAAAUUCUGCAUCCCCUGGGGAUCAUUUCCCAGAAAAUAAGACCUUGUGUCCUAGUAGGUCAGAUUGGAAGAAGUUUCCAAAGCUGAUGUCCAUUUUUUAAAUGUUGCAAGGCUGGGGAAAGCAGGGUUAGGAGACAGAUUGGGGUCAGACUCGCCCACGGGGUGGGGAGUGGAGUUGGGUUCCUCCUCAUCUCUUCACCCCUGGCAGGAGAGGUCUCAAAAGGAGGAUCCUCCCCCACCCACCCCACCCACCCCCACAGUGUCCAGGGCCCAUGGGGUUAGCCCAGCAAUGCAUCCUAGGUCAGGGAGAGCCAGAGCUGCAGUGGGAUGAGGGGUCCAGCCACCUCCCCCCUGCCCCAAGGAGGUCUCUCCAGGGCUCCCCUCAGUUCUCUGCAGCACCUCGUUUACAUGGUUCGCCUUUUCUCUUUUACGCCUGCAUGUUCUGCAUUUCAGAUACUGUAGAUUGGAUGCAUGGUGAGGCUGUGAUUGAGAAGACACAAUUGACAGUAUAUUUGAUUUUACCUUUUAGCAAUAAAGUAACUAACCAAGCCCCCUUCCCUCCUCCCAGCCCCCAACUGAUCCUUCCAACCUCUCCUUUCCCACAAAGAAAUAAUCAGGUCUGACCAAAAGAAAAAAAUAAAAAAUCGGCUAAUUCCUCAUAAAGGUGAUUGUAAAAAACAAAACAAAAAACAAAUAUAAACCAAUGGGAAAUCUGCCCCAGAUUGUCUGAAUGUCCGAACUCUUGACUGUUGAACACUUGAACUUUUUUAUAUUAUAAAUAAAAAUCAAAAUAACUCA
Molecule: messenger RNA, 4597 nt
Organism: Monodelphis domestica (gray short-tailed opossum)
Lineage: Eukaryota; Metazoa; Chordata; Mammalia; Didelphimorphia; Didelphidae
Source: RefSeq, a predicted model, not a curated record